UUCGUUAUACACUACGCUCGCCACCUACAUCGGAAACACUACCAUGCAGGACCAAAGGCACUCGUAGCACUAAUAAGACAGUUUUGGAUAGUCAAUGCACGCGAUUUAGCAAGACGUAUCAUCAGAUCGUGCACACAUUGUAUACGUUACAAGCAAAAGCUGAUGAAUCAGGGUCAUCUCAACCGUACCUUYAAAAAUGCAAGACUCACAGCUGAGGAACUAACAACAGUGCUGGUUGAGAUAGGAGCCGUGUUAAAUUCUUGGCCACUAACACCAUUGUCAUCGGAUCCAAACGAUUAUAAAGCAUUAACUCCGGGCCAUUUUAUUAUUGGUAGCGCACUAAGGGCACUCCCAGAGCGAAGGUUGUCAGCUGAAAUAAGUAGCUUAAACAGAUGGAAUCAAGUCACAAGCAUUAAACAGACGUUUUGGAACAGGUGGUCAAAUGAUUAUAUCAACGAACUUCAAAUACGAUCAAAGUGGUAUUCGGUACAGUCAAAAAUCAACAACAACUCAAUGGUUAUCAUCCAUGAACAUAACUUACCCCUACAAAAAUGGCCUAUUGGAAUGGUUAUAAACUGUAUUCCAGGAAAGGAUUCUAAACUACGUGUGAUGGACAUUCGAACAACGCAGGGAAUCAUUCGGCGAACAAUUCACAAGCUAGCACUAGGAGUCAUUCAACUCAAUGCAGUUAACAAUUGUAUUUGCAUUGUGUUUAACGAUAUGUUUCGCUCACGCAAUUACACGUAUGUUUGUUUCUGCACAUUAGUUAAUCCUAUUAGCAUGUAAGCAGCAUAUUACAUUCUGCUGCAUUCCCAUUUUUACAUUCCUCUUGAAUAACUAAAUUAUAUAUGAAGAAGCAUAGCGUUAAGUAGGUACUUAGUUUUAUGAACUGUUAGAAGUACAUAACAUACAUACACUGACUCACACUAA
Messenger RNA from Bactrocera latifrons, 930 nucleotides. RefSeq lists its product as uncharacterized. The record is from RefSeq and is a predicted model, not a curated record. NCBI's taxonomy places the organism in Eukaryota, Metazoa, Arthropoda, Insecta, Diptera, Tephritidae. The transcript is spliced from 2 exons. Bases 163 to 786 code for a protein of 207 amino acids.